AUGGGGGAAUCUUCAGCUUGUCUAUUCAGAUCAUUUUCUCAACCAUCUCCUACAUCCCCUAAAGAGGAGGAUCCUAUUCGUCGAGCCCUUACAUCAUCUGUUUCAUUUGGGAGAUUUGUGUCCGAGUCACUGGCAUGGGAUAGAUGGUCAGCUUUCAAUCAGAAUCGCUAUUUGGAAGAAGCCGAGAGGUAUUCUAAACCCGGUUCUGUGGCCCAGAAGAAAGCUUACUUUGAAGCUCAUUACAAGAAUAUCGCUGCCAGGAAAGCUGCUGCGUUGCUUGAGCAACAAUGUCCCGAAAAUAUCAGUAGCCCUGCGGGGAAUAGAAUGAACGAAAGGGACAAUGAUCCUACUGCAGCAAUGGAUUUAGCACAAGAAAGUCGUAGUGAGCAUACUGUGACUGCAGAGAUACAUGUAGAAGAGAAUCAACUUAGUACAGAUGUCAUCCUUUCUGUUGAUACAGAGGACCAAAUUUUGCCUCAUGAAUCCAACAUGGAAACUGAGGGAGUAGAAGAGAAAAGACUUAGUGCAGAUAUCAUCCACCCUGUUGAUACAGAUCACCAAAGAUUGCUUCAAGAAUCGAACAUGGAAGCUGAGGGAGUAGAAAAGAAUAUACCUAGUACAGAUGACUUACUUUCUGUUGAUAAGGAUCAUCAAAGGCUCCCUCAAGAAUCAAACAAUGAUACUGAGAGAGAAGAAGAGAAUAAGCUUUAUACAGAUGUCUUGCUUUCUGAUGAUACAGAUCACCAAAGGCUGCAUCAAGAAUCAAAUAUGGAAACUGAGGGAGUUGAACAAGUCAUAGGACACCCACUUUUCACAGACAGAGAUGAUCAAGUAGAUGAGGGAGUUUGCAAGGAGAAGGAGAUGAAGGCAACUCUCCAGGUUCCAUCUACAUUGGGAGAUUCAGCUUCCUUGGACAAGAAUGAAGCCACAUUACCUUCUAAAAAGCCAUCAACAAGUGAUCAUGGAUCAAAGUUUAGAUCUGUUGUCAAGCCACGCAUCCCUGUUUAUCCUAAAAAAGGGGGCCAAAUUGGCAUUCCCAUCAGCAAGAAAACAUCAAAUUUACCUAUCCCCCAAGCACUUCACAUGUCAAUCAGUUUUACUUCUCGUGCAUUUAGUAAUACCAAUAAAACGUUACCUUCUGUGUCACGGAAGAUUGUUGACUCAGUAAUUCACAAACCAGUGGCAUCUGCGAGUGACGUGUCGCGUCUCAGAGUAACUCCUCAACCAGAAAAUAGCAGGACUAAAACUCUGAUGUGUCAAUCAGUCUCCGGAAGUAUAUCAAGGUUCGAAAAAUCCAACUCAUUGUUACUAAAUGGAAAUUUGAAACAACCAUGUGGUAGCAGAGUGAAAUCUCCAACUACUAUAUCUUCUUCCUUCAGCUUAAGGAGUGAAGAAAGGGCUGCUAAACGUAAAGAGUUCUUCCAGAGGUUAGAGAAGAAGCUGAAAGCGGAGGCUGAAAAAGAACCCCUCCAAUCAAAACAAAAGGUUAAAGCAAAUAGUUGUUCCAAUGCUGCUUGGAGGACUAUUUCUUCCCAGCAUGAUGACGCAAAAGCUAGCUCCAAUCCUUCAACAAACCCAGCAAGUACCGUCACAAAAAAGGUCUCAACCCGAUCUUAUACACCAAAAAUGGAAAAAAAGCUGGCUUCUGAAGCACAAGAUACUAACUGUAAACCACCAUGGAGAUUCUCAAAGAAGAAGACUGAUAGCUUCAUCAGGGAUGCGCCGGAAAAGAACUAUAGCAAAGCAACUCCAAAGAAGACUAGGACUAGUGAAAAUACUUCUCCUAAUAUCCAGAUUUCCAUGUAUAAAGAAUGCCUAAAAACGAAUGCUAGCAAGAGGCCAAUGAAAAAUUAA
Molecule: messenger RNA, 1854 nt
Organism: Oldenlandia corymbosa var. corymbosa
Lineage: Eukaryota; Viridiplantae; Streptophyta; Magnoliopsida; Gentianales; Rubiaceae
Source: the annotation of a GenBank genome assembly